GGGUCUAUUAUUUAGUUCAAUGUAAACGUCUGCGGUACCAACAUUAUGUUCUCCAUUUUUCACCUAACCUUUAUUAUGCUUACAAUUGAGCGGAUAGUUUCUUGUAUUGUAAAUCUAUACAGCAAUCAAGAGAUAUUUCUACAAUUGUUUAAAAAAACUUGAGGUCAUUAAGGUCUUGCACAAAAUUCCUGGAAAUCCACGGUUUCUGCAAACACUUCAUUUUCUUUUUUAAAAGGAUAAAUGCCAAGUGUUAAAGAUGAAUCAGAGGGUGAAGGAGAGGAAAUGUCGCAUGACAGUAAUGACAGUCAGAGCUCUGCAUCGUGUGACAGCAGUGCAGAGCAUACUGACAGUGAUGACUCGUCAGAGAUGGAUGAGGAUGAAUGCGAACGAAGGCGUAAUGAAUGUAUGGACAAUUUGGUAGAUUUAGAAAGACAGUUUACUCUGCUAAAAGAACAAUUAUAUCGAGAAAGAAUCACACAAGUGGACACUAAACUCGGAGAGGUUCGAGUGGGAAAAUCAGAGGAGUAUCUGAUACCAUUGGAGCGGCUAAAGGAGAACCUGAAGACGAAAACAGAAGUGGCCGGGAUAUUGAAGCAAUUCAGAUUAAACAAUAUUCUGAAUAAAUUCUAUGCUGAGGAGCAAGCUGCGCUGCAAAAUUUCGAGAGCGAAAAGUCCAUAGUUUGGGAUUGUAUACACAAUGAUCUCCAGGAGAAGAUCCGUCGUUUAGAGGAGGACAAGAAUAACGUGGACAUACACGCGGAUUUGUGGCUCAACACGAACAAUAAACGACCGAAAAAUCACACGGAGAGACGACGUGCCGUUUCCGUCGCAGGUCCUUACAUUGUCUACAUGCUCAACGACACGGAUAUAUUGGAGGAUUGGGCGAUGAUAAAGAAGAGUCUGAGCAGUCGGAAAACGGAGAUAAUGUAAUCUCCGGUGUAAUCAAAGAACGCACAUUCAGAAACACCAUUGGCAUUUAGACACGCACGAGUACAACCGGUGGUCGUUGUGACCGUUGAUCGACAACUACAUAGACAGUGAUUUCGGUCUCUCAUCCAACUUACUCAGUGCAAUGAAAUAGAAUAUUUAAAUUUAAGAAUUGUAUCAUUGUCGAUUCUUUCGAUAUUGAUCAGAAGACUUGCAUUAAUAGCAGUUGUCGAAGUCGCGUGUUUGAACGAAUACCAGUGAAUCUGUUAACGGAUAGCAAUCGUGACAGAGGGGAAUAUUGACAUGGAAAUACAAAUUGCCACUAACAAAUUGCUAAUAACAGAUACUGAUCCAAAUGGAAUCAAUGUGACCAGAAAUCUCGUCAAAUAGUACCGGUGACAUUGAGAAGGGAUGACGCACACAAGCAUACUAACUAAGUUCAAAGUAUACAUGUACACAGGCACGCUUGCGUGAUCCCUUAAUGCCACCGGUGCUACUCUGGGCGAGAUUUCUGGCCACACUAGAUAGAAUAAGACUUCUUGAGCGAGCGAGUAUAUCUUUUUUCAAAUUUAUAAGGGAAGAUUACUUACAAAUUAAGAUUAACUACUUUAGUCAAACUAAUAAGUACUAAUAAUAUAAGUUACUAAUAAUUAGUUUCUAAUUUAUUAAAGAAGAGGAUUAUUUGUUUUAAAAAUUAUGCUCUACAAAUUAUGCCGCUAAUUAAAAAGCCUAUAUCAGGAAAUUGGUGGGGACAAUGCAAUCAAAAUUAUGUAUAAUUAUUCUUGAUAUGCAUAAAAAUUUCCUAUAAUGGCUCCUGCACACAGGACGCGGUAAUGCUUGCCGCGGAAAUCCGCGCGACAGCCAAUCAAUAUGCUGCUUUCUGUAAUAACCUUCUAGCUCUUACGGAAAAACAACAUAUUGAUUGGCUGUCGCGCGGAUUUCCGCGGCAAGCAUUACCGCGUCCUAUGUGCAGGAGCCAUAAUUGUAAGUAACUUUAAGAAUAAUAUGAAUCAAUAAUACGUCUUUCUAACUGCAGCAUCGUCACGACUGCAAUGUCUAUGCAGAGUGCCUUGAAAGGGAGAGGGGGGGGGGGGAACAAAAUAUUACAAUAAUGUACCAACGUAUCAUAUUGGAAUGUCAGAGAGUUGCAUAUGUAUAACCAUUUGUCAUGAGAAUUUGGCAAAUUUGAGCUAAUCGCAGAAUCAUUUAUGUUGAUACUGAAAACAAUAAUUCUUUUGUUAACAAAAAUUAGUUAUUUUUUAUUUUAUUCGCAGCGUCAAGAAUUAGAUAUUUCUUUGAUCUAUAUAUAUUGUAUAGAGUGUCAAUAAAAUUCGGGCUCACAUAUUGUA
Molecule: messenger RNA, 2276 nt
Organism: Odontomachus brunneus
Lineage: Eukaryota; Metazoa; Arthropoda; Insecta; Hymenoptera; Formicidae
Gene: Brms1
Product: breast cancer metastasis-suppressor 1-like protein
Exons: 4
Coding region: 241-930 (229 amino acids)
Biological process (GO): negative regulation of transcription by RNA polymerase II
Cellular component (GO): Sin3-type complex
Molecular function (GO): histone deacetylase binding
Source: RefSeq, a predicted model, not a curated record